ACAAAGAGAACCGGCUGACAGCAGACUAAGACCAUUUUCUUUUGAUUUUCGUUUCAAUUCAAAGAUAAGAAAAUGCUCAUAUCUUUGUAUAAUGGAACCUAAAGUGCAGAAACAAAUCGUCGAUUACUUUUUAACUUUUCAUGAGUUUCAAAAUACGUCAAAAGGGUGUUUGAAAACUUGCCAAAAGAGUGCAUUUACUAUAAAUAAACUUACCCAGCGUUGUAAUAAUAUUAAAAAAGUGGACUUGGUUCUUACGCCGUUAGAAAACUUUGAAGAUGUUCCCUGGAAGCUAUUAAACUGGCUGCUUAACCUCAUCACAGUUGAAAUCAAUGAAAUUCGAAAACAAGGUACAAUCAUAGACGAGGCAUUUGAUAAUCUUUGCAACAAAGCCAACACUGUAAAAGGAUAUUGCAAGGAAAUUAAUUUUCCACCAUCCAGCUUAUUGGUGACUGGGACAUCCCUUCAGCCUCCACUAGAACAACUCCUCGAGUUUAUCGAAGAUACUAUAACAUACGGAAGCCAAUUUCAUUCAUUCAUAGAGUCAUCAUUAAAAACAUACGAAUUAAAGGGACUUGAUGCUGAAUCACAGUUAGAAAAUUUCAAAGUUCCCAUCUAUUGGCAGAGACGAGUUGCAAAAAUAAUAGCCUAUACAUCAUUCUGUCCGGAAAACAAAAUAUAGCAAAAUGGAUUUAUUAGAUUCAAUUUUAAAUUCAAUGCAAAAACCACCAACUGCCAGCGAGGCUCAAAAGAGCGCACUCAAAAAACAGAAAGAAGCAUUAGAACGUAAGCAAAAAGAUGAAAAGAACAGAUUAAAAAAAUUCAGACAGGCAGUGGAAGAAAAAAUAGGGGAAUUUGUGAAAGAUGGCAACAAACCUUCAUUACAAUUUGAACCGAUGGAGCAAACUUAUCGGUCGAUAAUCCGUGAUGUGGCUGAGACCGCUGGCUUGCAGAUAUUCUCCUUCGGUCAAGACGGAAUUGACAGAUAUUCGGUUGUUUACACAAAAGAACGGGGACCUUCAGAGGACGAGCUUAGUGUACGACGUAGUGGUGGUGUAUGGAGUGAAGAUAAAGCAGCUGAAAUGGCUUUGGAACAUAUUAAAAUGAAGAAGCAGGCAGCUUUGGAUAUCGAAGAGGAGAAAAAUAGGAAACGGAAGCAUGGAAAGGAGGAAAUUAGUGGUACAUUUUAUAAGCAGAAAUAUGCACAUCUUAUCGGUGAAGAUGCAGCAUUAGAUGCAGCUCAGAAGACUAACACUAAUAAAAGUUAUGGUGAAGUACCGAGUGAGAAUAAAAAAGAUAUGCGUUCUAUUGAACAAACAAUGGCAGAUAUACGAGCUAAGAAAAUGAGGAAAGCGGAAAAUAAAGAGGCUACACAGAAUCAACAAAUUGAUUGAUAUAUGCUUUUUUUAACCAAUUUCGUAAUACAUUAAAAUGCUUAUGAAUAAAAAUCUAUUCAAACAGAGUUUCAUCACCAGUGUAGCUUUCUUAAUUAACAUAAUUAGAAAAUUCAUUUGAAAGUAAUGUAAGCCUCUAAUAUUAAGUUCAAAUUUAGCAAUAACUUACUUCCUUUGGUAAAGUAAGGAAAAAAAUAUCUUAUGAUAUACUGUUUUUUUACACUUAAUAAUUACAGUGGAACCUUGAUAACUCAAACCUCGGUAACUUAAAAACCUCAAACUUCAAAAAAUAAUAUGUUCCCUUCCCAUCAGAUCCCAAAAC
Messenger RNA from Papilio polytes (common Mormon), 1713 nucleotides. Its product is annotated as sperm-associated antigen 7 homolog. Gene Ontology annotation, molecular function: nucleic acid binding. The transcript is spliced from 3 exons. NCBI's taxonomy places the organism in Eukaryota, Metazoa, Arthropoda, Insecta, Lepidoptera, Papilionidae. The coding region runs from base 684 to 1391 and encodes 235 amino acids. The record is from RefSeq and is a predicted model, not a curated record.